AUGCCACGCAUCCUCUUCAAAAUAUUUUCUAUAGAUAUCAGUAAUAUUUAUCAAGAUGGUGCACCACCACAUUGGGGACGGCAUGUUCGUCAGUUCCUCAAUCAAACAUUUUUAGACCGAUGGAUUGGAAGGUAUGGGCCAAUUCCAUGGCCACCGCAUUCGCCAGAUAUCACUCCAUUGGACUUCUUUUUAUGGGGUUAUGUAAAAGAUAUCAUGUAUCAAACAAAGAUAUGGGAUAUUGCUGACUUAAAGCAAAGGAUUCGUAAUGCCAUUACCACCGUUGAUGAGGCUAUCCUACAGCGAACAUGGCAAGAAAUCGAGUACUGUCUUGAUGUGCUUCAGGCAACUAAUGGUGCCCAUAUUGAGGUCUAUUGA
This is a messenger RNA of Octopus sinensis (East Asian common octopus), 375 nucleotides long. RefSeq lists its product as uncharacterized. The record is from RefSeq and is a predicted model, not a curated record. The coding region runs from base 1 to 375 and encodes 124 amino acids. Lineage: Eukaryota; Metazoa; Mollusca; Cephalopoda; Octopoda; Octopodidae. Gene Ontology annotation, molecular function: nucleic acid binding. The transcript is spliced from 3 exons.